Amaranthus tricolor (Joseph's coat) is the source of this 2307-nucleotide messenger RNA. RefSeq lists its product as uncharacterized. The coding region runs from base 1 to 2307 and encodes 768 amino acids. The record is from RefSeq and is a predicted model, not a curated record. The transcript has 7 exons. NCBI's taxonomy places the organism in Eukaryota, Viridiplantae, Streptophyta, Magnoliopsida, Caryophyllales, Amaranthaceae.
AUGUUGGUUAUUGGUCGGCUGUUGCUAUUGAUUAUUGAUUGUUGGUUGUUGAUUGUUGAUGGCUAUGGUCGAUGUUCAAUCUUGCACAGAAUUACUUUACAUGUUUAUGUGAUUUUACUCACUCUACUCUCUCUGGAUUGUCCCAAGGCAACCUUCGGUUUAAAACGUUACCCAGUCUUUAUGAAUUGUCAUAGGUUAAAUAUGCAUGUCCCUAUGGUGACCAUAAGGUCUAUACCAUUGGAAUUAAAACUAAAUCUCUCUAUGUUCCCCUUGGAUUAUCCCAACAAUCUCUUUGUGUCCCAUUUGGGCACAAUCUAUUCUAAACAACCCCUUUGGUAUCAAAAUCCUCCGUUCAAUCCUCCAUUUUCUCAAAAUACUCCAAAUUCUUUUUACUAUAUUCCUGAAAAUAUCCCAAAUUCAUCUUAUUAUGUUCCUCAAAAUACGGGUGAAAGUUUAGACGAAAAUGAGAUGGAGUAUGAUGAUGAUGAAGAUGAUGAUGAUGAAAAUGAAGGAAAUGAUCAAGAUGAUCAAUAUGGUGAAGAUGAAGGAAAUUCUGUUCAUCAUGUUGAUGCUAGUCUUUACACUCAACCAUCAUUUCAAGAUCUAGUUUCACAAUUUGGUUCACCACCGAGCUUCACUCAAUUGGUUCAACCAUCUCAACAGCUACCUAAUAAUAAUGAUGAAGCCCCUAUACCUUCAAAGAAAAGUUGGGAUUUGAUUGAAGAUAUUGCUCUCAUAUGUUCAGUCAUGAACACAAGUACAGAUCCAAUUGUGAGCACCAACCAAAAGAUAAGAGUGAGGUGGCAGAAAGUUAAGGAAGCUUAUGAAGCAGCGAGGAUGGAACGACCCCAUCUGAUCCCACGAAGAACCGCAGACAUGCUUAAAUGUCGUUGGAAGAUGGAAGCAAGUGGUAAAACUAAUCAAAAAAAACAAUUGGAUCAACAACCAACUGGUGAUGUUAGUAGUAAAAGUAGUGGGAAAAGAUCAAGGACGGAAGAAGAUUCUGAAACUCCAACAAGUGAACCUCAAGGAGGACCAUCCAGUCGCCCUGAGGGUGUGAAGAAGGCUAAGGCUCGCAUGACUGGGAAGAUGGUUGCAGAUCAAUCAAUUCAAGCUUUGAGUGCAUUUGGAGAGAAACAAAAAAAAAAAUGUCGAAUUCAAAGAGACCAUUCAAAAGGUCAUUCCCAACUAUUUAAUGAUUAUUUUGUUGAAAAUCCUACAUAUUCUUCUAGAUUGUUUCGACGUAGGUUUAGGAUGAGGAAACAUGUAUUUUUACGGAUAAUGGAAGCUGUCUCCAACAACGAUCCAUGGUUCACUACCAACAUUGAUGCAACUUGUAGAAAAGGUUUAAGUGCUUUACAAAAGUGUACUGCAGCUCUUCGUAUGCUAGCAUACGGGGUGGCUGCUAAUCAAGUUGAUGAGUACCUCCAAAUUAGCGAAAGCACAGCACGAGAAGCACUCACUCAUAUCACAAAGGGAAUAAUCAACCAAUUUGGGCAACAUUAUUUGAGAAAACCAACACCACAAGAUUUGACGAGAUUAUUAGCCUUUAGUGAAGAACGAGGAUUCCCUGGCAUGAUUGGUAGUGUUGAUUGCAUGCAUUGGGAGUGGAAGAAUUGCCCAGCAGCAUGGAAAGGGCAAUAUCAAGGCCGAGCUGGUGUUGCAACAUUAAUUCUUGAAGCUGUCGCCAAUCAUGACCUAUGGAUAUGGCAUGCCUUUUUUUGGAUGCCAGGUUCAUAUAAUGAUCUCAACGUGCUAUAUCGAUCACCUCUUUUAGUUAAUUUGUUUGAAGGAAGGGCACCACCUGUCAAUUUCACGGUGAAUGGAAAUCAAUAUGGCAUGGCUUACUAUCUCACUGAUGGCAUUUAUCCUAAAUGGGCUACUUUUAUUCAGUCUAUUACUGAACCGCAAACAGCAAAAACAAGGUUAUUUGCCCAACAUCAAGAAGCAGCAAGAAAGGAUGUGGAGCGAGCAUUUGGGGUGUUGAAAGCUCGAUUUGCAAUAAUUAGAAAACCCUCACUUGCUUGGGAUGAAGAACGACUCUCUGAUAUAAUUACUUCUUGUAUAAUUAUGCAUAAUAUGAUAGUGGAAGAUGAAAGAGAUACAUAUACACACUAUGCUGAUGGUAGAGAGUUCAUGAGAGAUCGCCCAAAAGGUCAAUCAGAAGGUACAAGUGGAUUAAAUGAUGACUUUGAGUAUUACACAGAUAGAAUUGUUGAUAUCAAUCGAUACUUGACAAAUAAGGAUGAUGUUGAAGAUCGACAAACACAUUUAUCCUUAAAAGAUGACUUGGUUGAAAAUAUCUGA